Molecule: messenger RNA, 2257 nt
Organism: Erythranthe guttata (spotted monkey flower)
Lineage: Eukaryota; Viridiplantae; Streptophyta; Magnoliopsida; Lamiales; Phrymaceae
Source: RefSeq, a predicted model, not a curated record
UUUUUUUCCAUUUCCCUUUUCUUGUUUGAGUACUGUGCAUUUGUACUCAGCGAGUUGCGAGUCUUUCGUUGAAAAUUUCGGCAUCUUUUUUUGCGGGCUGAGAGAGAGAGAGUAUUAUUAUUAUCUAUGUAUCUAUCGCCACUGUAAUUAUUAAUAAUAGUGUGUGAUUCCAGCUUCGCUUGUUGCACAGUGCCGAUGACCAAAGUUUUAUCCCUGCUUUGAAGGUCAAGCAAGCAUGUGAUCUGUAAUCACUCUGCACCCUCUCACUCUGGGUUUUUCUGCUCCACUUUCCAACUGGGUUUUCGUUAAUUUCAUCGAUUACAUCUGGGUUUCAAUUUCAAUCGGAAAUUUGUUAUUGCAGCUAUUCGGAUUGAGCAGCUGGCUCCAAGUUUUGUUGGGUGUUUUGAAUUGCCUUUUUUUCUUUUGGCGAUUUGGGUUUUCUUGAUUGUGGAAGAAAGGUUCCCCUUUUCUUACUUUCGAUUUAUUUUCUGUAAUGGGUUCGAGUUGUUCUAGGUAAUUCUGUGGGAUUCACUCAAAUUUAGGGAUUAAUUUGGUAUAUUCAGGAGGUGGGAUCGAUCAAAAUUUUUUUAAUUUUUUUUUAUUUUUUUUUAAUUUGUGGGAAUUUUGUAUGAAAUUUUGUAUGUGAAGAGAUGGGAUUAGGUGAUGAAGGAUUAAAAGGGGAGUCUUGGGAAGUUAAGAAAUUGAAGGAGAAGAAGAAAAAAAAUGAUAAUGCUGCUAAGAAGAGUGGAUGUUGCAUUAGGUUUAGGUUUAUUGGCAGCUGUAUUACAUCGAGAUCUAAAGUCGAUAGCUCUAUAAGUGGCAUCAGCAGCACUCAAGAAAGUAAAUCUACGAAUGGUACUAGCAGAGACCAGCCCGUUGUGCCCGUAAUCCCGUCCACCUCCACAAGCAAUGCUGAAAGUAGUUCAUCGAGCUCCAAACCAGAAGACGAGCUCAAAGUUUCUUCUCGCCUCAGAAAAUUUACGUUUAACGACCUUAAAUUGGCCACAAGAAAUUUCAGACCGGAAUCACUUCUCGGUGAAGGAGGGUUCGGUUGUGUGUUCAAAGGAUGGAUCGAAGAGAACGGUACAGCACCGGUUAAACCCGGUACAGGACUCACGGUUGCUGUCAAAACCCUAAAUCACGAUGGACUACAAGGGCACAAAGAAUGGCUGGCUGAAGUGAAUUUUUUGGGUGACCUGGUUCAUCCGAAUUUGGUUAAAUUAAUCGGUUACUGCAUCGAAGAUGACCAGAGGCUGCUCGUUUAUGAGUUCAUGCCUAGGGGAAGCUUGGAGAACCAUCUAUUCAGAAGGUCGCUGCCACUUCCUUGGUCUAUAAGGAUGAAAGUGGCUCUUGGUGCUGCAGAGGGGCUCGCUUUUCUGCACGAGGAAGCGGAAAGACCGGUUAUAUAUCGGGAUUUUAAGACAUCUAACAUCCUAUUGGAUGCUGAAUAUAAUGCCAAACUUUCGGAUUUUGGACUUGCUAAAGAUGCCCCGGAUGAAGGAAAAACUCAUGUUUCUACACGUGUGAUGGGUACCUAUGGUUACGCAGCCCCAGAAUAUGUCAUGACGGGACAUCUCACAUCAAAAAGCGACGUAUACAGCUUCGGAGUAGUCCUCCUCGAGAUGCUAACAGGUAGAAGAUCAAUGGACAAAAACCGUCCAAACGGGGAGCACAACCUCGUGGAGUGGGCCCGGCCCCACCUGGGCGAGCGGAGGCGGUUCUACCGCCUGAUAGAUCCUCGUCUCGAAGGCCACUUCUCCAUCAAAGGUGCCCAAAGAGCCGCCCACCUGGCGGCACGCUGCCUGAGCCGUGACUCGAAAUCGAGGCCUCUGAUGAGUGAAGUUGUCGAAGCUUUGAAGCCUCUGCCCAGCCUCAAAGACAUGGCUAGCUCGUCUUACUACUUCCAGACCAUGCAAGCUGACCGAGUCAACUCGAGCCCGAACGGUAAAAACGGGCUCCGAACUAACGGGUCUUUCUCGAGGAACAGCCACCAGAAUAUUCAGAGGCGGCUCUCGAUUCCCAAUGGUGGUGCUCAUGCUUCACCGUUGUUUCAUCAGUUUACUAAUAAUUCGCCCAAACCGAGCGGCAAACCGUAAGAUAUGGACAUGGUGUUUUUGGAACGCCUCGGUCGCUCUUGUAAGAUAUACGUCACACGUUUUUAACGAUUUGGAAGUGAAUUAUUAAAUGUAUGUAUAAUUCUUGAAGAUGCGUAGUGUACAUCGGAGAUUAUUAUGGUUCAUCUUCCUCUUAUGUCUUA